AUGACGCAAACCACACAGGAAAUUAAUUACACAUGUGACUAUACGAGGAGGGUAUUCACGAUAGCAGUGGACAUUGGUGGUUCUCUGGCGAAGGUCGUUUACUCGCCAGUGGACAGCAACAGGAUACUGUUCCACACUGUGGAGACCGAGAAUAUUGACAACUUCAUACAAUUGUUACACUCCAUAAUCGAAAAGCAUAGCAGUGGUCAUGUCGACACCACACAGUUGAUCGCUACAGGUGGUGGUGCCUUCAAAUUCCAUUCCAGAAUGCAACAAGAGUUCCACAAUGUCAUCAACGGUGACAUUAUCCAGCUGGAUGAAAUGGGAUGCCUUAUAAAGGGUCUUGAUUUCUUUCUGCGUAAAGUGGAGGACGAAAUAUUUACGUACAACGAUCAGGAUGGGGCACAGAUAGUAAGUAUCAAUCACGACGAUAGAAGCAUAUACCCGUACAUGCUGGUCAAUAUUGGUUCCGGUGUCUCGAUAUUGAACGUGACGGAACCAAACAAGUUCACGAGAGUAGGUGGAUCUUCGCUAGGUGGAGGGACACUAUGGGGGCUUCUCUCGUUGAUCACCGGUGCAAAGACGUACGAUCAGAUGCUGACGUGGGCACAGCAUGGGGAUAAUACACAGGUAGAUAUGUUAGUCGGGGACAUAUACGGCACAGACUACAACAAGAUAGGCUUAAAAUCUUCCUCCAUAGCAAGCUCGUUUGGGAAAGUGUUCCAAAAUCGGAAGCUUUCUUUGGAAAACUCGCAUGAGACGGAUGAGAUACCGAGUUCUGAGUCAGUCGCAGAUCAAAAUACUGUGGUCACGUCCACCAAGGACAUUCAGCAGAGGAACAAGAAAUUCCAAAAUGAGGACAUCUGUAAAAGUUUACUAUAUGCGGUCUCGAAUAAUAUUGGACAAAUUGCAUACUUACAGGCAAAGAUUCAUAACGUAAAAAAAGUGUAUUUUGGUGGAUCAUACAUUAGAGGUCAUUUAACGACGAUGAAUACACUAAGUUAUGCCAUCAAUUUUUGGUCUGAUGGGUCCAAACAGGCAUUUUUCUUGAAGCACGAGGGAUACCUUGGGGCUGUCGGUGCAUUCUUAUCCGCAUUGGAGCUGUAA
This is a messenger RNA of Huiozyma naganishii CBS 8797, 1107 nucleotides long. RefSeq names its product pantothenate kinase (gene CAB1). The transcript has a single exon. NCBI's taxonomy places the organism in Eukaryota, Fungi, Ascomycota, Saccharomycetes, Saccharomycetales, Saccharomycetaceae. Gene Ontology annotation, molecular function: pantothenate kinase activity; ATP binding. Gene Ontology annotation, cellular component: cytosol; nucleus. The record is from RefSeq and is a predicted model, not a curated record. Gene Ontology annotation, biological process: coenzyme A biosynthetic process. Bases 1 to 1107 code for a protein of 368 amino acids.